This is a messenger RNA of Tupaia belangeri chinensis (Chinese tree shrew), 4408 nucleotides long. It is a transcript of the gene PER1, whose product is annotated as period circadian regulator 1. Lineage: Eukaryota; Metazoa; Chordata; Mammalia; Scandentia; Tupaiidae. The transcript has 23 exons. Bases 360 to 4199 code for a protein of 1279 amino acids. Gene Ontology annotation, molecular function: transcription corepressor binding; transcription cis-regulatory region binding. Gene Ontology annotation, cellular component: nucleus; cytoplasm. The record is from RefSeq and is a predicted model, not a curated record. Gene Ontology annotation, biological process: circadian regulation of gene expression; negative regulation of transcription by RNA polymerase II; entrainment of circadian clock by photoperiod.
CACACACACACACACACACACACACACACACACCCCAACACCAUUGUUAAGGAAAACUCAGGCCACGUGACUAAGGGGCGUGCCCUGCCGAUUAGGUCAGCAGCUGCUGGGGGCCUCUUCACUUUUACCCACGUUUCCAGGGAGCCUUGAGAGGAACUACUUACUCACCACAGCCCUGGAUGGAGGUGUCUGCGCACUACCCACAGCUCUACUGGACCCAGAGUGGCUCUGGCUGUGACUGAACUUGUCAACCCUCGGAGACUCAGCUCUUCCAUCUCAGCCAGGCCUCCAGGCCCCCUUGUGCAUCCGUGGUGGCCUCCCCGCCUUCCCUGUUCUCCUGCCCUCCCCAUGGCUCAGACAUGAGUGGCCCCCUAGAAGGGGCUGAUGGGGGAGGGGACCCCAGGCCUGGGGAAUCCUUCUGUCCUGGAGGAGUCCCAUCCCCUGGGCCCCCACAGCACCGGCCUUGCCCAGGUCCCAGCCUGGCCGAUGACACCGACGCCAACAGCAAUGGCUCAAGUGGCAAUGAGUCCAACGGGCACGAGUCCAGGGGUGCAUCUCAGCGGAGCUCACAUAGCUCCUCCUCUGGCAAUGGCAAGGACUCGGCCCUGCUGGAAACCACUGAGAGCAGCAAGAGUACAAACUCUCAGAGCCCAUCUCCACCCAGCAGUUCCAUUGCCUAUAGCCUUCUGAGUGCCAGCUCGGAGCAGGACAAUCCGUCCACCAGUGGCUGCAGUAGUGAACAGUCAGCCCGGGCAAGAACCCAGAAAGAGCUCAUGACAGCACUUCGAGAGCUUAAGCUUCGACUGCCACCAGAGCGUCGGGGCAAGGGUCGCUCUGGGACCCUGGCCACACUCCAGUAUGCACUGGCCUGUGUUAAGCAGGUGCAAGCCAAUCAGGAGUACUACCAGCAGUGGAGCCUGGAGGAGGGUGAGCCGUGUGCCAUGGAUAUGUCCACCUACACUUUGGAGGAGCUGGAGCACAUCACAUCUGAAUACACACUUCGCAACCAGGACACUUUCUCUGUGGCUGUCUCCUUCCUGACGGGCCGAAUUGUCUACAUCUCAGAGCAGGCAGGUGUCCUGCUUCGCUGCAAGCGGGAUGUGUUCCGAGGUGCCCGCUUCUCAGAGCUCCUGGCUCCUCAAGAUGUGGGCGUCUUCUAUGGUUCCACUGCCCCAUCUCGCCUGCCCACCUGGGGCACUGGGGCCUCAGCAGGUUCAGGCCUGAAGGACUUCACCCAGGAGAAGUCUGUCUUCUGCCGUAUCAGAGGAGGUCCUGAUCGGGAUCCAGGGCCUCGGUACCAGCCAUUCCGUCUGACCCCCUAUGUGACCAAGAUCCGGGUCUCAGAUGGGGCUCCUGCACAGCCGUGUUGCCUGCUCAUCGCUGAGCGCAUUCAUUCGGGUUAUGAAGCUCCCCGGAUCCCCCCCGACAAGAGGAUUUUCACUACACGACACACACCCAGCUGCCUUUUCCAGGAUGUGGAUGAAAGGGCUGCCCCGCUGUUGGGCUACCUGCCCCAGGACCUCCUGGGGGCCCCAGUGCUCCUGUUCCUGCAUCCUGAGGACCGACCUCUCAUGCUAGCCAUCCACAAGAAGAUUCUGCAGCUGGCAGGUCAGCCCUUUGACCACUCCCCUAUCCGGUUCUGUGCCCGGAAUGGGGAGUAUGUCACCAUGGACACCAGCUGGGCUGGCUUCGUGCACCCCUGGAGCCGCAAGGUGGCCUUUGUGCUGGGCCGCCACAAAGUACGCACGGCGCCCCUGAAUGAAGACGUAUUUACCCCUCCGGCCCCCAGCCCAGCUCUGUCCCUGGACCCCGAUAUCCAGGAGCUCUCCGAGCAGAUCCACCGGCUACUGUUGCAGCCUGUGCACAGCCCCAGCCCCUCCGGGCUCUGUGGGGUCGGCCCUGUGACGUCCCCAGGCCCUCUCCACAGUCCUGGCUCCUCUAGUGAUAGCAAUGGGGGUGAUGCCGAAGGCCCUGGGCCUCCUGCUCCGGUGACUUUCCAGCAGAUCUGUAAGGAUGUGCAUCUGGUGAAGCACCAGGGGCAGCAGCUGUUUAUCGAGUCUCGGGCCCGGCCCUCUGCCCGGUCCCACCUCCCUGCUGCAGGCACAUUCAAGGCCAAGGCCCUUCCUUGCCAGUCCCCAGACCCAGAGCUGGAGGUGGCUCCUGCUCCAAGCCAGGCCCCGCUAACCUCGGCCCCUGAAGAGGGUGAGAGGAAAGAAGCUUCCAGCUGCUCCUACCAGCAGAUUAAUUGCCUAGACAGCAUCCUCAGGUACCUGGAGAGCUGCAACAUCCCUAGCACCACGAAGCGGAAGUGUGCCUCCUCUUCUUCCUACACCGCCUCCUCAGCCUCUGACGAUGACAAGCAGCGAACGGGUUCAGUCCCUCUGGGGGCCAAGAAAGAUCCGUCGUCAGCAGUGCUGCCUGGGGAGGGGGCCACCCCGCGGAAGGAGCCAGUGGUGGGAGGCACUCUGAGCCCGCUCACCCUGGCCAAUAAGGCAGAGAGCGUGGUGUCCGUCACCAGUCAGUGUAGCUUCAGCUCCACCAUCGUCCAUGUGGGAGACAAGAAGCCCCCGGAGUCGGACAUCACCAUGAUGGAGGACCUGCCUGGCCCAGCCCCAGGCCCAGCCCCCAGCCCGGCCCCCAGCCCCACAGUAGCCCCUGACCCAGCCCCAGAUGCCUACCGCCCAGUGGGCCUGACCAAGGCCGUGCUGUCCCUGCACACACAGAAGGAAGAGCAAGCCUUCCUCAGCCGCUUCCGAGACUUCGGCAGGCUGCGUGGACUUGAUGGCUCCUCCACGGCCCCCUCGGCCCCUGGCGAGCGAGGCUGCCACCAUGGCCCCGCACCCCCUGGCCGCCGACACCACUGCCGAUCCAAAGCCAAACGCUCACGCCACCACCAGAUCCCCCGGGCCGACACCCCGUGUUAUGUCUCCCACCCCUCACCCGUGCCGCCUUCUGCCCCCUGGCCACCCCCACCAGCUACCACCCCCUUCCCUGCUGUGGGCUCCCAGCCUCUUCCCCCAGCCCCUACAUCUGUGCCCCCUGCUGCUUUCCCUGCCCCCCUGGUAACCCCAAUGGUGGCCUUGGUACUCCCUAAUUAUCUGUUCCCUACCCCAUCCAGCUAUCCUUAUGGGGUACCCCAGCCCCCUGCAGAAGGGCCUCCUACCCCUGCCUCCUAUUCGCCUUCUCCGUCCCUGCCUCCUCUGCCCCCCAGUCCCCCUCACCACCCAGACUCUCCACUAUUCAACUCGAGAUGUAGCUCCCCGCUCCAGCUCAAUCUGCUGCAGCUUGAGGAGCCCCCCCGUGCUGAGGGGGGUGCCAUUGCAGGUGGCCCUGGGAGCAAUGCUGGGCCCCCACCUCCCAAUGAGGAGGCUGCUGAGCCAGAGGCCAGACUGGUGGAGGUAACUGAGUCCUCCAACCAGGAUGCGCUGUCCGGCUCCAGUGACCUGCUGGAGCUGCUGCUGCAAGAGGACUCUCGCUCUGGCACAGGCUCUGCAGCUUCGGGCUCCCUGGGCUCUGGCUUGGGCUCUGGGUCUGGUUCCGGCUCCCAUGAAGGGGGCAGCACGUCAGCCAGCAUCACCCGCAGCAGCCAGAGCAGCCACACAAGCAAGUACUUUGGCAGCAUCGACUCCUCCGAGGCUGAGGCUGGGGCUGCUCGGGCCAGGGCUGAGCCCGGAGACCAGGUCAUUAAGUACGUGCUCCAGGAUCCCAUCUGGCUGCUCAUGGCCAAUGCUGACCAGCGUGUCAUGAUGACCUACCAGGUGCCCUCCAGGGACAUGGCGUCAGUGCUGAAGCAGGACCGGGAGCGACUUCGGGCCAUGCAGAAGCAGCAGCCACGGUUCUCAGAGGACCAGCGGCGGGAGCUGGGUGCAGUGCACUCCUGGGUCCGGAAGGGCCAACUGCCUCGGGCCCUCGAUGUGGUGGCCUGUGUGGAUUGCGGUAGCAGUGCCCAAGACCCCGGCCACCCUGAUGACCCGCUCUUCUCCGAGCUGGAUGGCCUGGGGCUGGAGCCCAUGGAGGAGGGUGGAGGCGAGGGUGGCAGUGGUGGUAGUGGCAAUGGUGAGGGUGAGGGUAGUGAUGAAGCCCGGGUCCAGGUUGGGGCUAAGGUCUCAAGCUCUCAGGACUUGGCCAUGGAAGAGGAGGACCAAGGUGAGAGCUCCUCCAGUCCAGUCUUACUCACCAUAGAAAAUGGUACCAGCUAGACUCCAUUUUGGGGCCACCAGUGGGACUUCACGAGAGGCUUCCAUCUCUCAUGUCUCAAUUCUCAGAACUCAGAUGUGGCUGGACCAACCAAGAGGAAACUGCCCCAGCUUCUCCCAUCAUAGGGGGCCGGACCCCCAUCACCAGCCCAGGAUCCAGGGGCUGCUUCUGGCCUCUUAGGGAACAGAGAGUGAAACUCCUCAGCCUAGCC